GACUUUGCAGCUGUGUGCUUAGCCUUGUUUUUUCAUGAGCAGUUAUCUGUUUUAAUGACAGGUGGUCACUAGCUGCCAAGAAAAAAUUCAGCACUGGAAGAAAGUGGAAAGUGACUAUGAAGCUCUUCAAGAACGACUUAGCACGUUGCCUGACAAACUCUCAUAUGAUAUCAUGGUACCUUUUGGUCCCCUUGCUUUCAUGCCUGGAAGACUGGUUCAUACUAAUGAAGUCACUGUUCUUCUUGGAGACAAUUGGUUUGCAAAAUGUUCAGCAAAGCAGGCCAGCACUGUAGUGGAACACAGAAAAAAACACGUAAGGAAAAUGUUGAGUGAUUUGCAGAAAGUCAUGAAGAAUUUUGAAUCCAGAGUUGAAUUUACAGAAGAUUUACAGAAGAUGAGUGCUGAAGCAGGCGACUUCGUUGAUAUUAGAGAAGUAAGCGAAAGUAGUGACAGUGAAACGAAAGGAAAACACAGAACUGCUCACAAACCUCAUUCAAAACCAAAACCAUUUGCUUUUGAGGCAAAUCUUCACGAAAAUGGAGCUGAUGAAAAAUCCAGCAGGGACUUGAAAUCAGAAGAAGAGCUAUGGGCCAGGCUUGAUGAACUUGAGAGGCGAGAAGAGAUCCUUGGUGAACUUGACAGGAUUUCUGAUGCUGUUGAGGCAAACGGAGAAGACGCUUCUUCCUCUGAAGAAGAGAAAGAAGACAAAACGAAAAAUGUGAAUGUGGUUCAUGAAAAAGAAGAACCGAAUACUCAGGGCAACUUUCAAAAAGACGCUACCAACUCUGAAUUGUUCAGAGGUCCAGUUAAUGGCUCAAAUCAUUAUUGCAGUGAUGAUGAGGAUGAUCUAGCCAUUGCUGAGAAUGCUGUACCGACCAUAUAUUUCUCCCACACUGUGGAACCUAAAAGGGUACGAAUAAACACAGGGAAAAAUACGACUUUAAAAUUCAGUGAGAAGAAAGAGGAGGCAAAACGGAAACGGAAGAAUAGCAACGGUAAUGGACACUCAGCUACAGAAUUGCCCAACAUCAAAACACCAGCAGAUAUUUACCGAAUCUUUGUUGAUGUUGUGAAUGGAGAAUAUGUCCCUCGUAAAUCAAUUCUGAAGUCGCGAAGCCGGGAGAAUAGUGUUUGUAGUGAUACCAGUGAGAGCAGCGCUGCUGAGUUUGAUGACAGACGAGGAAUUCUGAGAAGUGUGAGCUACGAUGAAGCUACCUACAGUGAUAACAGUGAAGGAAUCUUAGAAGAAGAGGAAGAAGGGGAGCAGGAAUAUCUUUCGAGAAAACUGUCAUCCUUGACAGGAACCUGUGAGGCUUUCUUGGGGACUGUUGUUGAGAAGGAGCCUUUGUCUGGUGCUUCUGUGCCACACCCAGUGAUUGCUCACCCCGUCCUGCCUACCAUCCCAGAGCGAAAAGCGGAGGAAGUCCUCUCGGAAGCUUCAGAAGAAACUGCAAAGAGGGUGUCAAAAUUCAAAGCGGCCAGAAUGCAACAGAAAAACUAGGUCCCACUUAGACAAUGGAAGUUGGGUUUUCAUGCCCAGUGCAGAUGGCUUUCAUCUAGUUAAUAAAAUGGCAACCUGUGUUGAUUUGAUAUUGUUCAUGUUUAGACCUCUUGUUGUGGUAUUUCUUUCUUUUUUUAAAAUCUUUACGGAAACACUUCAAACUUCUUAUUUUCUUAAUGCUCCUGUAUGUAGUCAGCACCUUUGUACUUGUUUGCCUUACGAUAACAGCACUUGGAAUAAUUUUCAAAAGAAUAAUCUUCAUAAGGCUUUUUCUGUGUAUGUUUAAACCUAAAUACAGGCAGUUUUGUACCAGAUGUGAUGUUCAACAUACCAUAUGGGUCGUUUGAAAGAAACUUUGCAGCUUUCAAAUAGAGCCAACAAUUAUAUUUCAUUACUUGCUUUAGCAUUUUAAGACUCACUCAUAUCCCCUAUUUUUUUGUAGGAUUUGCUUUUAGGUGUCUGUGCUGACGAAUCACUUCUUUCCUACUAGCAUAAAAGCCUCUGAUAUUUUCACUUGUAUCGAAUCUGUGAAACAGAAUGCAAUGUUCACAUAACUUUGCAGGGAUCUUUCUUUGAUGGGAAAAAAAGGUAUUUUGUAAAAUUGAACUUUUCAAUUAAAAAAAGACAAGAAAUGACGCAACCAAAA
Molecule: messenger RNA, 2147 nt
Organism: Pogona vitticeps (central bearded dragon)
Lineage: Eukaryota; Metazoa; Chordata; Lepidosauria; Squamata; Agamidae
Source: RefSeq, a predicted model, not a curated record